AUGGCCAAGUUACACCUGCUGUGGUGGCUGCUGUUGCUGCCGACACUCUGCGGCCCAUGCGCCGCUGCAGCUGUCUGGACCACCUCAACCCUGGCCUGCACCCAGGGCCCCGAGUUCUGGUGCCAAAGCCUGGAGCGAGCAUUGCGAUGCGGAGCCCUGGGGCACUGCCUGCGUGAAGUCUGGGGACACGCGGGAGCUGAUGACCUGUGCCAAGAGUGUGAGGACAUCGUCCACAUCCUCACCAAGAUGACCAAGGAGGCCAUUUUCCAGGACAUAAUGCGGGAGUUCCUGGAGCAGGAGUGUGACGACCUCCCCUUGAAGCUGCUGGUGCCCCAAUGCCACCAUGUGCUGGACGUCUACUUCCCCCUGGUCAUCGACUACUUCCAGAGCCAGAUCAACCCGAAAGGCAUCUGUGAGCACCUGGGCCUGUGCAAACUGGGGAAACCAGGGCCAGAGUCAGAGUCUGGGAUGCCGGGCCCUCUGCUGGACAAGCUGGUCCUCCCCAUGCUCCCUGGGGCCCUCCAGGCCAGGCCUGGGCCUCACACACAGGACCUCUCCGAGCAGCGAUUUCCCAUCCCUCUCCCCUUCUGCUGGCUCUGCCGGACUCUGAUCAAGCGUGUCCAGGCUGUGAUUCCCAAGGGCGUGCUAGCCGUGGCCGUGGCCCAGGUGUGCCACGUGGUACCCCUGGUGGUGGGUGGCAUCUGUCAGUGCCUGGCCGAGCGCUACACCGUCAUCCUGCUGGACGUGCUGCUGGGCCGCGUGCUGCCCCAGAUGGUCUGCGGCCUCGUCCUCCGGUGCUCCAGCGAGGACGGCCCUGGCCCAGGUCUCACCGCUCCGGGGUCCCUGCCGGGAGAAUGGCCGCUGCAAGAUUCUGAAUGCCACCUCUGCUUGUCUGUGAUCGCCCAGGCAGGGAACAGCAGCAAGCUGGCAGAGCCACGGGCCAUGCGUCAGGCCUGCCUUGGCUCCUGGCUGGACAGGGAAAAGUGCCAGCAAUUUUUGGAGCAGCACACGCCCCAGCUGCUGACCCUGGUGUCCAAGGGCCUGGAUGCCCACCCUGUCUGUCAGGCCCUAGGGGUGUGUGCAACCACGUCCAGCCCUCUCCAGUGUGUCCACGGCCCCCCCUUCUGA
Molecule: messenger RNA, 1128 nt
Organism: Carlito syrichta (Philippine tarsier)
Lineage: Eukaryota; Metazoa; Chordata; Mammalia; Primates; Tarsiidae
Gene: SFTPB
Product: surfactant protein B
Exons: 10
Coding region: 1-1128 (375 amino acids)
Biological process (GO): lipid metabolic process
Source: RefSeq, a predicted model, not a curated record